CAGCCGCUUUCCCACGCCUUCCGCGCCAUGGAUUUCAACAUGAAGAAGCUGGCCUCGGACGCGGGCGUCUUCUUCACCCGGGCGGUGCAGUUCACGGAGGAGAAACUAGGCCAGGCGGAGAAGACUGAGUUAGAUGCACACUUUGAAAAUCUCCUGGCCCGGGCAGACAGCACCAAGAACUGGACGGAGAAGAUUUUACGACAGACGGAAAUCCUGCUCCAACCAAACCCUAGUGCCAGAGUCGAGGAGUUCCUGUAUGAGAAGCUUGACCGGAAGGUGCCCUCCCGCGUUACCAACGGAGAACUUCUGGCUCAGUACAUGAUUGAAGCGGCCAACGACUUUGGCCCCGGUUCCCCUUACGGCAAAACUCUCAUCAAAGUUGGCGAAACCGAGCGGCGUUUGGGGGGAGCUGAGAGGGACUUCAUCCACGCGGCUUCCGUCAAUUUCCUGAGUCCUCUGCGCAACUUCCUGGAGGGAGACUGGAGGACCAUUUCGAAAGAGAGACGGAUCCUGCAAAACCGUCGCCUGGACCUGGACGCUUGCAAAGCUCGGCUGAAGAAAGCGAAGGCUGCAGAGGCCAAGGCUGCGGCCGUGCCCGACUUUCACGAGACUAGACCGCGUAAUUACGUUCUCUCCGCCAGCGCAGCCGCGCUUUGGAGUGACGAGGUGGAAAAAGCCGAACAUGAGCUUCGACUGGCCCAGACGGAAUUUGACCGGCAGUCAGAAGUGACUCGCCUUCUCUUGGAAGGCAUUAGUAGCACGCAUGUCAACCACCUCCGAUGUCUCCAUGAGUUUGCCGAAGCUCAGACCACAUACUUUGCCCAGUGCUACCAGUACAUGUUGGACCUCCAGAAGCAGCUGAGCAGGCUGCCGGGGACGUUUGUGGGCAACGCAGAGUCGACGUCACCCCCGCCGAAUGCAGCCUCCCCAACGACCAUGGCUGCUGCCACAGGCCCGGUGGUGCCCACCCUCCCGGUGGUGCCCACAAUUGCUGGGGCGCCCAGCCCAGCUCCCGUGGUUGAAGCUUUGAACCCCAGCGAGGUGAAGCCCCCCACCAGUGGGACCCGAAAAGCCCGGGUGCUCUAUGACUAUGAAGCAGCAGACAGCAAUGAGCUCUCCCUCCUGUCUGAUGAGAUGAUCACUGUGUACAGUCUCCCAGGGAUGGAUCCUGACUGGCUGAUUGGAGAGAGGGGGAAUAAAAAGGGCAAGGUUCCCGUCACCUACUUAGAACUGCUGAGUUAAGCGUGCCUGGCAAGGACCCUUCAAGCAAAUCAGACACCCCCUUCCUUUUUUCUUUUUUUUUUUUGUAAAGGCUGAAACUAAUUCAUUCUGAGAUCACUUGCUGGCACUA
This is a messenger RNA of Candoia aspera, 1351 nucleotides long. RefSeq names its product SH3 domain containing GRB2 like, endophilin B2 (gene SH3GLB2). The transcript is spliced from 11 exons. Gene Ontology annotation, cellular component: cytoplasm; membrane. NCBI's taxonomy places the organism in Eukaryota, Metazoa, Chordata, Lepidosauria, Squamata, Candoiidae. Gene Ontology annotation, molecular function: protein binding. The record is from RefSeq and is a predicted model, not a curated record. Bases 28 to 1242 code for a protein of 404 amino acids. Gene Ontology annotation, biological process: membrane organization.